AUGUUCUCUCUACUUAUUAUUCUGAUGUUUCUUAGCGAACAAGUUUCAGCUCAAACUGCAAAUGAUAAACUAGCAGCGUGUUGUGCUCAUGAUCCACAAAUUGACCCAGGAUGUGCAAGCAAAUAUUGCAAUUUCGGAAACAUCAAUCAGUUUAUGAACGUUCUCCCACUGUGUCGUGCUUUCUGUGAUGCCUCGAAAGCUGUUCCAACCGAUAUGCUUAAAUAUGGAUUCUGUACUGCUGAAUUCGAUAAGUACCGCCUUUGUUUCCGUACUCAUUUGAAGCAUCACAAGGCAAUUCGUUCUUAA
Molecule: messenger RNA, 306 nt
Organism: Caenorhabditis remanei
Lineage: Eukaryota; Metazoa; Nematoda; Chromadorea; Rhabditida; Rhabditidae
Exons: 3
Coding region: 1-306 (101 amino acids)
Source: RefSeq, a predicted model, not a curated record